Messenger RNA from Symbiodinium sp. CCMP2456, 1332 nucleotides. Lineage: Eukaryota; Dinophyceae; Suessiales; Symbiodiniaceae. The record is from the annotation of a GenBank genome assembly.
AUGACGCGUGCCAUUUGCAGAAGUUCCACCGAUGAGUCCGAGGCGCAGGAAAUGACUCAGGAGGUGAAGCUGAGCUCUGUUACGCAGUCCACAGUCAAUCUGGUCAAGAAUAUUGUUGGCGCCGGCAUGCUCUCCCUUCCCCAUGGUGUGGCAGCUGUGAGUGCAAGCCCUCAGGCCGUGGCACCGUCGCUGAUUCUCACUUUCCUUGCCGCGGUAUUCAGUGCCUAUGGGUUUGUCUUGAUUGCCCAAGCAUGCGAGGCAACAGGUGAGAGCACCUACACCAAGGUCUGGGCCAAGAGCGUUUCCGAGAGCACAAAGCUCCUGCCUGCAGUCGCUUGCCUUGCGAAGGCUGCAAUCGGAUGCAUCGCCUUCUCCAUGAUUCUGGGUGACUGCAUCUCCUUGAUGUUAGCUCCAUUGAAUCUGCCUGCAGUGAUUGCAAGCCGUGACGCAGUGAUCUUGCUGAUGACCACAGUGGUACUGUACCCUCUUUGCAGCAUGAAGUCGUUCGCACCACUGGCCAAGUUUUCUCUGCUGGGUGUGCUCAGUAACUUCUACAUCUGUGCUUUCGUGGUGUUGCGCUGCUUGGACCACUCCUACCGGAAGGGAGGCAGCUUGGUGGCUGCAGCACCCGCUGCGCCACAGUUCGCUGCGCCUACGGGCGCCUGGCACACCGUGAUGAGUCCAGGUCUUAGCGUCUUGUUGAGCAUUUUGGCAACGGCCUUCCUGGCGCACUACAACGCGCCUCUGUUCCUGGAGCAGCUGGCACCAGACCCAAAGACCGGCAAGAAGGACAAGCGCUUCGUGGUGGUGUCCGUCUUGGGUUUCUGCACAGCAGGCCUGAUUUUCAGCCUGGUGAUGGUGGGAGGUUUCCUAACAUUCGGCAGCUCUUGCAUGGGCCUCAUCCUCAACAACUACGCCGCCAUAGACAGUCUUGCUUUGCUUGCUCGAGCAGCGAUUGUGCUGUCCUUGGUCACUGCAUACCCGCUGGUUUUCCUGAGCUUGCGCAAGCAGGUGCUCGAAAUCCUUGGAAGCAAGGGGGCCGACUUCGCGAACCAACGGCCUAGGGCGAUGACGAUCUCCUUGCUGGCAGGCGUCACCGCUGUGGCGUUCAAGCUGCGGAAUCUCGGAGUCGUUGCUGCGCUAGCCGGCGCCAGCCUGGGGACUUUUCUUGUGUACGUAGCCCCUGCUCUCAUGGUGAUGGGAGCGCAGCGACGGGGACUUGUGGCACAACCCGAGGGGCCUACUGGACAGCUCGCGCGAGCUGUGCAGAUUUUCUUAGUGCCUUUGGGGUUGGGACUGGGAGUGAUCGGUUGCAUCCAGUGUCUGAAGUGA